Glycine soja is the source of this 803-nucleotide messenger RNA. RefSeq lists its product as uncharacterized. The coding region runs from base 167 to 697 and encodes 176 amino acids. The record is from RefSeq and is a predicted model, not a curated record. NCBI's taxonomy places the organism in Eukaryota, Viridiplantae, Streptophyta, Magnoliopsida, Fabales, Fabaceae. The transcript has 4 exons.
GAAUCUAACAUAGAAAUAGGAAAAGAAAAAUAAUAUACAAAGAAUACCUUACUUUCACCAAACAACCAGAUAUACUCAUUUCCUAGGCUUACGUUCUAUCUAGCAAUAUAUAUUGACCUUAUGAUAAGCUUUUGUGAUCAAAAUCAUUCUCAAUUUUCAAAAUAUCAUGGGGAUGGUUACGAGUUACAUGGGAGGAGCUGAGGUUGCAUCCAAGGGGAUGAGUAUGCUAACAGGAACACUCUAUGAUCGGAUCAUUAAGCAGAGAAAUAUCCGAGAAUUAAAUGAGUUCCAAAUUGCCAUUCUUGAUAUCUUCAAUGCAAUCAACAUGGCAUUGCCCGGUAAGCAUUAUGAUGCUCCAGCACACGAUGAUAUACAGAAAUGUUAUGAAACAUGGACUAAAUCUGAGGGUGCUGAGAAGAAAAAGGAAGCUUUCACCAGAUUCAUCUCAGAGAAUGUGAAUCUGAGCAAAGCAGAUGAAUCUAUGAUGAUCACUGGGAUAGUGGCUCCACCAGUUGCCAUGGUAGCUAAGAGAACUGGGCAAACUGUGCCUCAGCUAAGUGUUAUCAAAGCCAUCCCUGAUGUUGCAUUUGUUCCUGGAGCUACCAUUUUGGCUCUCAUUGCUAUUAAGCUCACAAAAAGAAUGGCAUUCAAGAAUAUCCCAUCCCUUCCUCAAAAAGAGGAGGAUACCCCUUCCUAGCUUUCCCUUUUGAUGGAAAUGUGCAUUAUUAAAUGUUUCAUGUUAUUUCCAAAUGCAAUUAAUUGUGAACUUGACAUUAUUGAACAAAGAUGAAUUUUAGUGCCAA